UCGCGGGUGUUUGAUUGAAUGAAAGACUAAAUAUAAGCACAAUUUAAAGAAACAACUUAAAUGACUCGGGAGCCAUGUGGAUCCAGCGGAGUCUAGUGUUAUCAGCACUCAGUGUCUUGUUUGUAAUAAAUGCUGUGGUGAAUGGCAAAGCCGUCCCCGACAAGGUCUCAAGAGGUGAUGCAGCUCAAACUUUAACGUCCAUCAAAGGCAAUGGCGAUCUACAAGCAUCGGAAUCACAGGUGUCGCAAGUUGCACAACAACGAAUAGACUUCACCGAAUAUGAUGACCAUCAUCACGAGCACCAUCAUGAUCCUGGGUAUUGGAAAAAGAAAGUGACGUGGAAAGAGGGUUGGAAGAAAAUUUGGAAACCAGCAAAAAAACAAAUAUGGGUUCCACAGUGGAAACAAAUUUGGAAGCCGAUAUGGGUGCCGGUGAAGGUGCCUUCAUGGAAAGAGAUAAAAGUGCCGGCGUGGAAACAGAUUUGGAAACCAGUGUGGAAGGAAAUACAAGUCCCGGCUUGGAAAGAAAUACAAGUGCCAGAUUGGAAAAAGAUAUGGAAACCGGUUUGGGUGCCCACUAAGGUGCCAGCCUGGAAGGAUAUUCAGGUCCCAGCAUGGAAACAAAUCUGGGUGCCAGUAUGGAAGGAAAUACAAGUUCCUGCCUGGAAAGAGAUCCAAGUUCCCGAGUGGAAACAAUAUUGGACGCCAGAAUGGAUAAAAGUUGGCAUACCUGGUGAAAAGUUCUUGGGAAAAGAUCAUGAAGGUUGGGAAUAUACUAGCCAUGACCUAUGGAAAAAGAAACUUAUAUGGAAAUCGCAUUGGAAGAAAGUAUGGAAGCCAGCCAAAAAGCAAAUAUGGGUACCCAGCAAAAAGCUCGAAUGGAAAGAAGAAUGGAAGCAAAUAUGGAAACCAGCCAAGAAACAAAUUUGGGUUGAGGACAAAAAACUCGAGUGGAAGGAAGCAUGGAAACAAAUUUGGAAACCUGCUAAGAAAUUAAUUUGGGUACCCGACAAGAAACUUGAAUGGAAGGAAUCCUGGGUGCAAAUCUGGAAAACGGCCCAAAAACAAAUCUGGAUUGAAGACAAAAAACUUGAAUGGAAAGAAGCUUGGAAGCAAAUAUGGGUACCAGGCUGGAAAGAAGUUUGGGUGCCUGACUGGAAGAAAAUCUGGAAGCCAGUUAUAAUUUCUGAGUGGUUCCCCACGCCGGAUCAUCAUGAUCAUCACCAUGAAGAACAUGCUUGGGAUCGAAAAGACGAUAAACUCAACAAAGUAUUGUGGAAACGUGACGACAGCACUGCCGCUGGUCCAAAUGGAAAUACAAACAGGAAAUCCUCGCACCUUCAACCCAUCCAAACGGCAGACUUUCAAACCAAACAAACAUCCAAUGUGCAAGAAGAAUCUUCGAAAGCUUUUAGAUUUCCUGGAGCGUGAAGAUAAUUUCAAACAUUGAAGUAGUUUUUACGUAUCAUCUGCAGUAGGCCAUUGUGAGUGCUCUCCAAGUAUCUCUGUGUACAUAAUGCCAAUAUUCUUCACUCUUUCUAAAUCACCCGCCUACUCACUUUCGAAACAUCCUUUAAAUGCCGAAACACCGCCAACGCUGUUAUAAUCCCGAUAAGCAUUUCUUAUAUAAAUUAUU
Messenger RNA from Stomoxys calcitrans (stable fly), 1635 nucleotides. RefSeq lists its product as uncharacterized. Lineage: Eukaryota; Metazoa; Arthropoda; Insecta; Diptera; Muscidae. Bases 75 to 1430 code for a protein of 451 amino acids. The record is from RefSeq and is a predicted model, not a curated record. The transcript is spliced from 2 exons.